Molecule: messenger RNA, 1410 nt
Organism: Dichomitus squalens LYAD-421 SS1
Lineage: Eukaryota; Fungi; Basidiomycota; Agaricomycetes; Polyporales; Polyporaceae
Product: DnaJ-domain-containing protein
Exons: 12
Coding region: 1-1410 (469 amino acids)
Biological process (GO): response to heat; protein refolding
Cellular component (GO): cytoplasm
Molecular function (GO): ATP binding; Hsp70 protein binding
Source: RefSeq, a predicted model, not a curated record
AUGCGCGUCUAUUUCUCCGCGCCAUCCUCGACCCCGCGCUGGUGCAAGUCCGCCGUGUCACUCUUGCCCUCAUCCGCCUUCAACCCUAUCCUCUCGACUAUGCCCGCAGAGACGGCGCUGUACGACCUCCUCGGAGUGUCACCUACCGCCACCGAAGAUGAUAUCAAAAAGGCGUAUAGGAAGAAGGCCAGGGAACAUCAUCCAGACAAGAACCCAGAUGACCCGGAAGCUGGUCAAAGGUUUCAAGAAAUGGCCGCCGCGUACGAGAUCUUAGUCUCCGCAGAGACGAGAGAAGCGUAUGAUCGCUACGGGAUGGAGGGUAUGGCUCGAGGAGGAGCAGGAGGGGGUUUCGGCCCAGGAGUGAAUCCCGAAGACAUCUUCGCGGAACUAUUCGGUGGUAUGAGCUUCGGUUUCGACUUCGGCGGGCCAGGAUCGCGCGGCCCAAGGCGAACAAAGGGCCAGGAUUCCAAUAUUCCGUACGAGGUUACACUAGAAGACUUGUACAACGGGAAGACUGUCAAGAUGAAUAUGGAGAAGGAGAUCGUAUGUGGUGUCUGCAAAGGUUCCGGGGCGAAGGGGAGCGCUAAACCUAAACCUUGCGUCAAAUGCGAUGGCAAGGGGUGGACUAUAGUCACAACGGCACUUGGUGCACAAAGACUUGGCACCCACAGGGCCAUGUGUACAGAAUGCGGGGGACAUGGCGAAAAGCUGCGGGAAAAGGACCGGUGUAAAAAGUGCAAGGGGAGCAAGACUGUCAAGGAGAAGACUCGGCAAGAGAUUUACAUCGAGCGCGGCAUGGCGGACCGACAACGAAUCGUGCUCGCAGGUGCGGGCGAUGAGGAACCGGGCAUACCGCCAGGAGACGUGAUCUUCACAUUGAAGACUCGCCCACAUGAGUCGUUCGAGCGUUCGGGCAACGACUUGCUCACGACCGUUCACAUCACGUUGUCGGAGGCGUUGCUUGGGUUCGACCGUAUCCUCCUUACCCACUUGGACGGUCGAGGCGUGCAGGUCAAGAGUCCACCUGGGAAGAUCAUCAAGCCCGGUGACAGCAUCAUCCUUCGUGGGGAGGGUAUGCCGCACUAUAAGACGCCCGACCACAAAGGCAACCUCUACGUCAUGCUGGAAAUCGACAUGCCAGAAGAAACCUGGCUCAAGACUGUCGAUACAAAUGCUUUGGCAGCACUCCUGCCGCCGAAGAAGACCGAAAUGGAGCCGAGGCCUGCAGUAGUAGACGAGGUGCCAUUUGAAGAGAGCGACAUCGUCGACGUGCGUGAAACGCCUUUCCCCGCUGGCUCAAACUUCUUUGACCACGCUUCUGGUUUCCAGUUCGGCGAAGGCGACGAAGGCGACUGGGAGGACGACGAGGAUGAGGACGACAGCGCGGAGCCUGAAUGUCGUCCUCAGUAG